GGUGGAAGAAAGAGACAAAAAAAAAGGAACAAACAUGGACCGCGAUUCUAUGCAGAUUCUGACGAAGAUAGUCAUCGAUUUUCUCUGCCUUUUCGUCGUGGCAAUAUGCGUCUUGAUGUUCUAUCUUUAUGGCCAACCGUUUGAGCGGGGAUUCUUCUGCAGCGACGAGUCGUUGAAGUAUCCCUUUGGCGAGUCGACGGUCACCAGCACGAUGCUCUACUUAGUCGGACUCUUCCUUCCGAUAUGUGUGAUGAUAUGCUGCGAAUACUUGGACGCUAAGAAGAAACGGGGGCAAUCCACGAGGGUUUUUCUUGGGUACACGAUACCGCCUUGGGUGUGGAAGGCCUACUAUCACAUAGGGAUUUUCGGUUUUGGAGCUGCCUGUACGGUGUUGACAACCGACAUAGCCAAGUACACGAUCGGCCGUUUAAGGCCCCACUUUCUGACCGUUUGUAACACCAGUGCCUGCAACUUGACCAGUAACGUUGGUGUUUACGUUCAAGAUUUCACCUGCAAUCCAUUACCGAUAUACGAUGCAAGAACACUGAAGGAAGCCAGAUUAUCCUUCCCGUCAGGACACUCGUCCUUUUCUGCAUACACGAUGAUUUACCUCGUGUUGUACCUACAAUUGCGAGUUCACUGUGCGAUCAGUAAAUUGCUGAAGCAUUUACUUCAGUUCCUUUGCUUCUGGAUGGCUUGGUUCACCGCGAUGUCUCGGGUAUCAAACUACAAACACCAUUGGAGCGAUGUCCUGGCAGGAUCAACGCUCGGAAUUGCCAUGGCACUGGUCAUGGCAAAUUUCGUGGCCGGUUUCUUCAAACAAAAACGGUCUCUCGACGAUGAUCAAAACCUUCACGAAUCAGAAAACGGAACAGAAGAGACUCAGGGCGAAUCAAGUCCUUUGAGAAAUUGUGCAUCAAGAUAUGGCAGCUUACCGACGGACUCGUGAAUAAAUCGCACGACUAACAUAUUAAUUUUGUGCUCAACCGGCAUGUCUCGCAACGUCAACCAUCUCAUGUUAGUAUUUAUAAAAGUGGCGACGUUGU
Messenger RNA from Diprion similis, 1046 nucleotides. RefSeq names its product putative phosphatidate phosphatase (gene wun). NCBI's taxonomy places the organism in Eukaryota, Metazoa, Arthropoda, Insecta, Hymenoptera, Diprionidae. The record is from RefSeq and is a predicted model, not a curated record. Gene Ontology annotation, molecular function: phosphatidate phosphatase activity. Gene Ontology annotation, biological process: phospholipid metabolic process; phospholipid dephosphorylation; signal transduction. The transcript has 10 exons. Bases 35 to 949 code for a protein of 304 amino acids.